AUGGUGCAAGCAUCUAUUUUCCUUCUUGUUGUCAUUUCUGUCGCAGUGCAGAUCAGUACUUCGGAUGCCCAAACAAGGGAGAACUUUCUAAGUUCGGACAGAAUGUUUGAGACUUACGAAAAACGAGCACCCAUGGAUAGGUCAUCAAUGGUCAGAUUUGGAAAACGUGCUCCGAUGGAUCGUAGCUCAAUGGUACGUUUCGGAAAGCGAGCUCUCAUGGAUAGAUCCAGUAUGGUUAGAUUUGGGAAGCGAGUUCCUCUCAUUGAUACCCAAUCAAACCCAAUCAUCACACCACGAUUCUACUACAUUUUGGCCGAUAUUAGAAUACUACUCAAAAUAAUUUUGCAUAAUAAACGCUGUAUUUCUUCUAUAGAUUUCUUAGUUGAGUUGCGAACAACCUCAAUGAAAGUUUAA
Molecule: messenger RNA, 414 nt
Organism: Necator americanus (New World hookworm)
Lineage: Eukaryota; Metazoa; Nematoda; Chromadorea; Rhabditida; Ancylostomatidae
Exons: 7
Coding region: 1-414 (137 amino acids)
Biological process (GO): neuropeptide signaling pathway
Source: RefSeq, a predicted model, not a curated record